Phytophthora nicotianae INRA-310 is the source of this 402-nucleotide messenger RNA. RefSeq lists its product as hypothetical. Gene Ontology annotation, biological process: DNA transposition; DNA integration. Gene Ontology annotation, molecular function: DNA binding. Lineage: Eukaryota; Oomycota; Peronosporomycetes; Peronosporales; Peronosporaceae. The transcript is spliced from 3 exons. The coding region runs from base 1 to 402 and encodes 133 amino acids. The record is from RefSeq and is a predicted model, not a curated record.
AUGGCGACUUUCAAACUCGGGACAUCUGUCGUGUGGGAGAUCUGGCGUUCCCGCAAAGAUGCUGCAUCUCUGGUCCGUGAGCGCCCCCGUAAAUCCAAGGCUACCAAGCGGACCAAGGACGAAAUAGCACGUCUCGUGGCGGGAGUUCCUGUCAUCGACCGCCAGACACUACGAUCUCUUGCUAAUGCUACCGGGGUACCGAAGACGACGCUGUGGCGCCACUUAAAAAGCGGAUGGCUUCGACGUGCGGUAUCGCACGUGAAGCCAACCCUAACAGAGGAACACAAGCAACGCCGGCUUCAGUACUGCCUCAUGCACAUUCGACGACAACUAGGUGCCUUCAAGAUGGACCUCGUGCAUAUUGACGAGAAAUGGUUCAAUAUGUCUACCUUACAGAUCUAG